AUGAAUAAGACCAAGAUAUUAAUUUUUAUUUUACCUUUGAUUUUAUUAGUUGUGAAUGCUAAAAAGUAAAUCAUUUUAGGUGCUUAAAAGAUAAACCUGUAAAAUGCUUAAAAUUCUUAAGAAAAGAAACAAGCAGGAGAAUUACUCUAUGCUAAUAAAGAGAGUAGUUUAGUACUUCAAUUAUAAAUUGCAAGAGGUAAAGGAAACCAGGUGGGACAAAAAGGAGGCUAAGGAGCUCAAGGAGGAAGUUAAGGAGGCUAAUAAGGAUAUUAAGGAGGUCAAGGAGGAUAAUAAGGAGGCCAAGGAUCGUAAGGAGGAUAAGCUGGUCAAUAUGGAGGCUAAUAAGUACUUUAAGGAGGUCAAGGAGGAUAAUAAGGAGGCCAAGGAUCAUAAGGAGGCUAAGCUGAUCAAUAUGGAAGCUAACAAGUGCUUUAAGGAGGUCAAGGAGGAUAAUAAGGAGGCCAAGGAUCAUAAGGAGGAUAAGCUGGUCAAUAUGGAGGCUAAUAAGUACUUUAAGGAGGUCAAGGAGGAUAAUAAGGAGGCUAAGGAUAAUAAGGAGGCCAAGGAUCAUAAGGAGGCUAAGCUGGUCAAUAUGGAAGCUAACAAGUGCUUUAAGGAGGUCAAGGAGGAUAAUAAGGAGGCCAAGGAUCAUAAGGAGGCUACUUUGGAUAUAAAGGAGUCAAUUGA
Molecule: messenger RNA, 687 nt
Organism: Tetrahymena thermophila SB210
Lineage: Eukaryota; Ciliophora; Oligohymenophorea; Hymenostomatida; Tetrahymenidae
Exons: 1
Source: RefSeq, a predicted model, not a curated record